Coprinopsis cinerea okayama7#130 is the source of this 639-nucleotide messenger RNA. RefSeq lists its product as hypothetical. The record is from RefSeq and is a predicted model, not a curated record. The transcript has 4 exons. NCBI's taxonomy places the organism in Eukaryota, Fungi, Basidiomycota, Agaricomycetes, Agaricales, Psathyrellaceae. Bases 1 to 639 code for a protein of 212 amino acids.
AUGGCUUCUCCUCUGUCUAUCUUUCGCACUUUAUUCCUCGCUGUUUCUCUCUGUGCCAUUGGGUCUGUCUUGGCUCUGCCACAGUCAGCCCCAGAGAACGGUCCUGGCCUUACUCCCUCCCAGCUAAUUAAGGCGGCUGAGACUGGGGAGAUUAGGGUUGUACCAGGACCUGGUCUUCCUUCCCUCGAAUCUCUCAACCUCACCUCGCGUGACCUCGCUGUUCGUGCUCUCGAGCGAAUUGAGCGUCUUCAAGAAGUCGCAGAGGACAGCAAGAAAUUGAGCAAUCUGACUAAGCGAUACACCCCCACAUGCGAGACCAGUCCGAACCUCAAUGGUGGUUUAGGGUUCCUUUGCUACGAGUACCUGCACUCGAUUGGGAACACGAUCUGCGCUGUACCAGCUACCGGAUCGAGGUUCUGCCAUACCACGGGUGGGUCUCCUGACGUCGCGUGGCGCGGAAGGGUGAAUUGGGCGUUCUACGCCGAGUCUAGCUGUGCGAAUGUUGCGGAAGGGGGGUUAUGGGUUCUAAACGAAUGUCGGAGUUACUGGUGGGCGGCCCCUGCUUGGUACGCGCUCCAUCCAGGUACCCAUGCGGCUUUGGGCAACGAUAAUCUUGUCGUUGAAAUCGGUCCAUUAUAA